Messenger RNA from Myotis brandtii (Brandt's bat), 1553 nucleotides. Its product is annotated as histidine-rich glycoprotein-like. Gene Ontology annotation, molecular function: zinc ion binding; serine-type endopeptidase inhibitor activity; cysteine-type endopeptidase inhibitor activity. Gene Ontology annotation, biological process: heme transport; regulation of platelet activation; negative regulation of endopeptidase activity. Lineage: Eukaryota; Metazoa; Chordata; Mammalia; Chiroptera; Vespertilionidae. Gene Ontology annotation, cellular component: endolysosome; blood microparticle; extracellular region. The record is from RefSeq and is a predicted model, not a curated record.
GUGUGUGUGUGUGUGUGUGUGUGUGUGUGUGUUUAAAAAGUCUGUAUAAAAUUCUCUGCUGUGGUAUACCAUAGCAAGGGAUGGUUUUCCCGUUUUAACCAAAUGAAGACAUUCACUGCAGCUCUGCUUUCCAUGCAUUGGAUCACACUUAGAUAUUCCUACACUGUGAGUCCCAUAGACUGCAAUGCUACUGAGCCCCUGGCUAGGAAAGCUCUAGACCUGAUCAAUAAAGGAUGUUCGAAUGGCCUCCUUUUUCAGUUGCUGCGGGUCGCUGGUGCCCACUUGGACAGAGCGGAAUCCACAGAUGUCUAUUAUUUAGUCUGAGAUGUGAAAGAAUCUGACUGUACAGUCCAAACCAGGAAACACUGGGAUGUCUGUGAGCCAAAAAUUUCUAGAUAUUCAUCUUAUAUAGUGAUUGGACAGUGGAAGGUAAUAGCUACAACACAUCUGAGUGAAUUUCAGGACCUUAGAGUGAAUGACUUCAACUGUACCACAAGCUCUGUCUUUUCCGCAUUGGCCAAUACUAAAGACAGUCCUGUACUCUUGGAUUUCUUUGAGGAGACUGAGGUCUACAGAAAACAAGCAGAGAAAGUCCUUGAGAUGUACAAAAAGGAGAAUGGUGACUUUGCCUCUUUCAGAGUGGACCAAGUGGAGAGAGUCGGCCAAGGCAUAAGAGGGAGAAGAACCAAUUACUAUAUUGACUUCUCUGUGAGGAACUGCUCCAGUCACCAUUGCAGGCACCAUAAUGAACAUAGAAACAUCAGUGAUGUUCAACCCCAUUUGGACCAUGCCCUCCACUCUGGAGGCCAUGGGCAUUCCUCUUCCCACAAGCCUUCAUUUACACACAGUAGAUCCAGAGAUAACCAUCCCCACAAGUCACAUAAACCUGGAUGCCCAUCUCCUCUGGACGACAAAAAUCACUCAGACAGACCACCACGUCAAGCAGGAGCUCCUUCACGACUACCCUCUUCAAGAUGUCAUCACUUCCAUUUUGGCACCAAUGGCACACAUGCACCUCCUCAUAAUCAUAGUUCCAAUGAGCACCAUUCCCAUGGACAUCAUCCUCAUGAGCAUCAACCUCAUGGACACCAACCCCAUGGACACCAUCCCCAUGGACAGCAUCCUGAUGGCCAUGGUUUUCAUGACCAUGGACCCUGUGACCCACCACUCCAUAGGCAAGGUCCCCAAGAUCACCAUCACCGUGGCCAUAGCUCACCACCUAGGCACUCAGAAGAAAGAGGUCAAGGCAAAGGUCACUUUCCCUUAAAAUGGAGACAAAUUGGGUAUGUUUACCGACUCCCUCCAUUAAAGAAAGGUGAAGUUCUUCCUCUUCCUGAAGCCAAUUUCCCCAGCUUCUCAUUGCCAAACCACAACUAUCCUCUAAAGCCAGAAAAUCAGCCCUUCCCUCAAUCAGCCUCUGAAUUAUGUCCAGGGAUAUUCAAUAGUGAAUUUUCACAAGUUUCAAAGUUUUUUGAAGAGACAUUUCCAAAAAGAAAUCUGAGUUCCUUGAAGAAUGAGUAAUGUUCUGAAUUAGAACCAUAAAUAAAAUGUAA